AUGAAGCACAUCUUCAGCAACAAGGAGUUGAAGGACGAGAAGCGAAAACGGCGUGAAAUUGUUGCCAGCGGCCUUGUCUCAAAGCCUGAGGUACUCAGUCUUUUGCCUUCGUCAGCGGACCAAGUCGAAAGCUCAUUGAAGUUGACGGACGAGGAGUUGGCUAGGCAGUUUGAAUUGAUGCUUGAGGACAUGAACCUCAGCGACGAACAGCGUCAGCCGCUGCGGGCUCGGGAUCGGUCCACCAAGAUCUCGAUGCUUCAAGCCUACGAGGCGAGUUUCUCGUCAAAUCGCGACAAUCCAGAGGGCUACUGUAAGACCUUGAACACGCCUAGUCAGCUCAGCGAGAAACAGUUGCUAAAGACGCUUGACUCUUUGCGCGUUGGACUUUCAAGCAAUGGAGUUCGCUGGGUGAAAGAAUUUCUGGCUGCCGACGGUCUCAACACCCUUCUCCGGCUUUUGGCUCUUUCGCUUUCCGGCUACAUUCAUGGCGCAGCGCUGCACUGCAUCCGGUGCAUCCGGGCGCUGGGCAACUCGGGCGUUGGCAUGAAUGGCCUCAUCGACCACGACACCGCGUCCACGUUCAUAGCACGCUGCCUCAACCUGGAACAGCCGGCUAUGAUGGAAUGCGCUGUUGAGCUGCUUUCCACGAUCGCCAUCUACAAAUCGGAUGGUCAUAGAAAGGUAGUGGAGGGGCUGACGUUCAGUGCGGAGCUGUCCAACUGUCCCGGGGAGCGAUUCGCACCUCUUGUUCGUGGUCUUUCUGUUCCUGAAUUGGCUCGUGCCUCCCUGCAGUUUAUCAAUGCCUUGGUGAAUCGGAGUGAUGUAAUCGACUACCGCAUCCACCUGCGCUAUGAGUUGAAUAAAUUGGGUAUCGGGUCUAAUCUACAAGAGCUGGCCGGCUCGUCAGAUGCUGAUAUUGUAAACCAUGUUGAACUAUAUCGUUCACGUAUGGAACAAGAUUUGGACGAUCUCUACGAGCGUCUGGAUGCCGCUAAGCACGAUCUUGAGGACCCCAGUCAAGUGUUCCAUCUUCUUCACAAGACUUUGGCUAGCACAACCUCAGAGCGCUAUUUCUUAUCCAUUCUGCAGCAUUUGCUCUUUAUACGUGAUGAGCCCUAUCGACAGGCUUACUUCGUCCUUCUCGAAGAGCUGGUUGCCCAAGUUGUCAUCCAAAAUGACGGCACAGAUUUCGACCCAAGAACCAGCAUUCUCAAGCUGGAUAUUGAGGCCACUGUGAACCAGCUAACCGAGACAAUCCGACAGCACACCGGGACCACAAAUUUGGAAGAGCUUCAGCGAAAGCUAGACAUGGCUCUACAACAGAAGCAGGAGGCUGAAGCUAAACUGGAAACUAUGGAGAACAAAAUGAAGAUCAUCCAGGAGUCGGGUGGACAGUUGCCCAGUAGCCAUGGCAAGGUUGAGAUCCCUAAAGGUCUAGAACCCAUGAUAAAGCCACCCAUCGACCCCUCACAUCCUGCCCCCCCGCCUCCACCGCCACCUCCGCCGCCUCCACCGCCUCCUCCUCCGCCUCCGCCACCGCCACCGCCUCCACCGCCACCUCCGCCUCCCGGGGUUCCUCCUCCACCGCCCCCUCCUGGAGCUCACAAUUUGCCCAAAGACAUGUCAUUACAAUCGCAACAACUUCCUUUCGGCAUGGCUCCGCGCAGACAGUUUCGCCCUGAACAGCCUAUGAAGAAAGCCAACUGGGAAAAGGUUCCUGUGCGAAUGCUCACCAAGGAUUCAGUCUGGGUCGGUCUUAAAGAAGACCAGAUGGAACAUGCUGACCUCUUAGCUGAAUUGGCCACGAACUUUAGCACUCGGCCAGCUCGUCGCCUCGACGACGCUUCACUGGCAGCCGGUGAUGGCACCGACGCUGCUCCUGGAGAUGGAGUCGGUGGACGUCGCGUUAAACAAUUGCGCGUGCUCGAUGGUAAAACGGCCCAGAACCUCUCUAUCUUGCUUGGCUCCCUGAAAGUGCCCUACGACGAGUUGCGGCGUCGGAUCAUUACUAUCGACGAGUCGUUGCUCACCGUCAGUAUGCUGGAGCAAAUGAUUCGUGCCUUGCCAGAACCGAGUGUGAUUUCCCAGGUCUACGAGAUGCGCGAGGACAUCGAAAACUUAGCUGAGCCUGAGCAGUUUCUCUGCAAAGUUGGGAACAUUAAGAAGCUAUCGCAACGUCUUGAGGCUAUCCUCUUUAAAAUGCGUUUCGAAGAGAAAAUGAAUGAACUAAAACCUGAUGUUGUAGCUGCUAGUGAGGCUUUACAGGAGAUCCAGAGCAGCCGACAUUUACGCCGAAUACUCGAGCUGUUACUGUUGAUGGGGAACUACAUGAACGCUGGUUCCAAGAAUGCCCAAACUGUCGGAUUUGAUAUGAACUUUCUCACUAAACUGGAGGGAACCAAGGAUUCUACAAACGAACGCACGCUUCUCCACUUCCUGCUAGAGUGUCUCGAGAAGAAGUUUCCCUCCACCUUGUCUGAUUUUCCCAGUGAACUCUCCUACAUCGAACGCGCCAGCCGAGUUUCCAGCGAUAUGCUAGUUUCUGGGCUCGCUGAAACGAAAAAGUCAAUCUCUAACAUUGAGACCGAUUUGCGCACCUACAAAAGUCAAGGUAGUGAUGAUGAAUUUGCCAAUAUCAUGCGCGAUUUUGUUCUCUCGGCCAAAGAGAAGUUGGCUCUGUUGAACACAAUGUACGAGCGGAUGGUUGAACGCUUCGAUCAUGUUUCACGCUACCUGGCCUUCGACUCUCAGAAGUAUCACAUGGAGAACCUAUUCUCCGACUUAAACCUGUUCAGAUCAGCCUUCGUCCGUGGCAACGAGGAGAAUCAAAGGCGCCGACUGGCAUUGGAGAAAGCACGGCGCGCAACCGAAGAGCGUCUUCGUCGGGAGCGUGAGCGUCGAGAUAAAGAGGCCAGUCAGAGGGUUCGAACACCUUUGCCAGGGGAGGACGAAGGAAAUGUGAUUGACACAUUAAUGGAAGCACUGAAAACUGGGGCAGCAUUUGGUGGUGGCUUCUCGACUCCUAGUGAUAGAAUGCCUGCACGAAGGAUGCGAAACCGAGCUGCUGGGGCCGGCGGUGCUGCCACGGCGGGCGGAGCCGGCAGUGGAGAUGGUGGGGCUGGACCAGUUGCUAUAUCUUCAUUGCGUCGCCAGCAUAGUCGUACUAGAGCGCAAAACUAUAAUGCUGGCCCGCAAACUGUGGCCGAUUUUACGUAA
Molecule: messenger RNA, 3216 nt
Organism: Protopolystoma xenopodis
Lineage: Eukaryota; Metazoa; Platyhelminthes; Monogenea; Polystomatidea; Polystomatidae
Source: the annotation of a GenBank genome assembly